AUCCUUUUUGGCACCGCAGGGCUACUGUACUCGGUCAGACAAUCGCUGGUAGCAAACGAACGGUAACCGACUGCACCUUCAGGAACAGGUGAAAGUACUCGUUUACAACUUUUCUCUUAGUUUUUCCUUAAGUGAUGGCAUCGUCUGCAAUGAUCACCGUCCCUACUACCGCCUCCCGCUUUGCCCUGCUCCAGAUAGACUCAGAUUCGGACUCUGAUACCUCCGAGCCGGGGAAGACUGCUACCAAAAACGGACGGGACUCCUCUGGGAAGACACGACAAGGAAAAUCGGGAGCAGCCGGGGGCAAAGCUGCUCAGGGCAACGACAAGAAAAAAGACAAGAAAAAGAAGAAGAAGGAACAGCAGCAGAGUGAGGCAAAUGAAUUGCGUAAUCUGGCCUUCAAAAAGAUUCCUCAGAAGUCUUGUGCCCCGCCACCCUGUAUGACACUGUCAGGAAUAGCCAGUGAACUUCUCAACCCUGUGUCAGGAGACCACAAUAUACCUUCAGAUGGGUGGCAGCAGUGGAAGCAGAGAGAUGAGCAGAUAACCACAGAACUGUAUGAGGCAGACUUGGAAAAGGCCUUGAUCCUAAGUAAACUGGAGUACGAACAACAGAAACAGAGCACCACAAACACAUCCUCACCAAAGUCACGAGGAGGAAAAGAGGGUGGCGGGAAGAAGGACAAAAAGAAAAAUCAGCAGGCAAAAGACAAAAAGACAGUUUCUCUGCAGGACUUCCAGGCUGAAGGUAGUGCGGACCAUUUAAGUAGGAAACAAGAAAAAGAGGACAGCAGAGCGGCUAACCCAGUGCCAGGGACUGGCCAGGAGGAGCGGUUUUUUAACAAAUUGGAAGAUGAUGUCAGUCGGAUUAUCCAGAGGGAGAAAAGACGGGAGCAGUACGCUAACAGCCAGGGGCAAGAAGUCAACACCUCCACAGAGCAUGAGCCUGACCCCCGAGCAGAGCAGCUGAAGUACGAGCUGGAGAAGAAAGACCAGGAAAUUGAUAAGCUAAAGAAGACCAUCUCACAGUGGGAGGUGAAAUACAAGGAAGUGAAAGCAAGAAAUGCGCAGCUGCUUAAGAUGCUCCAACAAGGAGAAAUGAAGGACAAAGCAGAAAUCCUUCUACAGGUAGAAGAACUACUGCAUAUUAAAGAAGAACUGUCAUCACAGGUCACAUUACUACACGGUGCCCUCGAACAAGAAAGGUCUAAAGUCAAAGGACUUCAGUCAGAACAACCAAAACAUCAGGGAAACAAAAAGGGAAAGAAAGGCUCCGAGACGGAUCUAUGAAGAUUUCAAAAGGAAAAUACCUGAAAAGAAAAAAUAAAUAAACAAAUGAACAAAGGAAGAAAAACACAGCUGAUCAUAUUUGGGGUUCUUCUUCCUUAUUUUUUUAGAUCAGACUUCCUGUCAGCCUAUAAUGCAUGCCCUCCUAAUGACACACACAGAAUACACUCCUGGUGUGGCACGACGUGUAACACAACUGAACGAGAGUUUCAGAAGCUUUUAAAAAUGAUUGAGUACAUUUUAAGGUUGUGUUGUAAUGGUGGCCUGGCUCUCUGUGCUGCCCUCUGCAGGCAGUAGAGAGCUACUGGAUCUCAGUACUGUUGGAGGCUGUGUGCCUGAUGUUUCCACGUGCUCUGAUGAGAAUAUGACGGAUGUGAAAUGUAUGCUUUUGGUUUUUCUUUAUCACUGUUAAGUAAAUAAAAUACUUUUUCAGUGAAAUAGAA
Molecule: messenger RNA, 1729 nt
Organism: Acanthochromis polyacanthus (spiny chromis)
Lineage: Eukaryota; Metazoa; Chordata; Actinopteri; Pomacentridae
Gene: gkap1
Product: G kinase anchoring protein 1
Exons: 12
Coding region: 135-1289 (384 amino acids)
Biological process (GO): signal transduction
Cellular component (GO): Golgi apparatus
Source: RefSeq, a predicted model, not a curated record